AUGUACUUCCUAUUUUGUCUAGGAGGUUUCAUAUUUUCUGUUAUUUUUAUUGCAAUAGUUAGAUUUAUAUAUUAGAGAAUAUAAAACCUGAGAAGGUAAAGAUUACAUGAAGAAUUGGUUGAGAUUGAUUCAGAUGAAAAUAAUCUAGAACAGGUUGAGAUUAAGAUUGAAGAAAAAACAUUAAGGAGUGAAGAUAGAAUGAUAAGAGGCUUAAAAGAAAGAGAAGAGGAGUAAGAACGAAAAAGACUUAAAGAAGAAAGAAGAAAGCAAGAAGAGCAAUUAGUGAAAUAAGACUUAUACCCAAUAAGUUAAUAAACUUAAUUAUAAUAAGAAAUUAUUACAAAACCUGUUUAGCAAUAGAUAUAAAUAUUAAACUAAGAAAUAAAAAAAAUAAAUAAUAAUAAUGAUCUUACAAAUAAUAAGAAAUAAUACUAUAAACAUUAAUAUUAAUAAUAACUAAUUACCAAAUUAAAAUAAUAAGGUGAAGUUAAAUCAAUUCCUCAUGUAAAAUAGAAUAUUUAAGUCACAAAUCCUGAAUUAGCACUGUUUGUUUUAAAAGAAUCAUUAUUAAGAGAUUAAAAUAUAGAUUUAUUAACAACAAGUCAAGAAUAUUCAUUUGGAUUUGAUUCAAUAAUAGGAUCAUAUGGCUCUGAUUAAUCUUGUUUAAAAGUUAGAAAUACAAAUCUUGAUUCUGAUAAAAUUGUGAAUGACAAUCAAUUAUUAUAACACCAUUUAUUAGAAUUUAAGUAACAAUUAUCAAGUUCUCUUAAUAUUUCAAUUGAUUAAAUUGAAAUUUUAGGAAUAUCAAAGAAACACUUCGAAAUUAAUUUUAAUAUUAAAGGAAAUGAUAUGGAAUCGGUUUAAUAACAGAUUAACAAUAAUCCAAACGCAAAGAGAUUCUUAAAUGAAUAUUGUGAUGGAAAAAUAGAAUAUGUAGCAUACUUUGAUCAAGCAAGAGUUGAUGCAUACAAUCUGGCAACAGACACAAAGCAAGGAAUCACUCUUUCUUCUGAUGAUUUUAAUCCUUCCCACAAUAGGAAUUGGGAUGGUUUUAAAGAGAAAGAAUAGAGGGGACCUGCUUAUCAUAGAUAUGAUUAUUAUUUUCCAAGAGGUUGCUAUGGAUUUGGUUUAAAUGUAAAAAAGUAUAGAAAUGAUGAUUGGAUAAAAAUGGAUGGUAAUCCCAAUGAAUGGAGAAUUAUGUAUCAUGGAACUAAAAAUUUGGCUGUUAAUUCAAUAGUGAAAAAUAAUUUAUAACCUGGUUAAGUUAAUCAACAUGCUAAUGAUUAAUGCUUAGAUGAAUUCAACAAAAUUGUACGGGUAGGAUGUGGAAUUUAUUUCUCAAACAAAGUUGAUGUAUGUAUUAACGAUAGAUAUGGAAAUCAUAUUGAUGUGGGUAAUAAAAAAAUUGCUGUUGUAUUUAUGUCAAGAGUAAACCCAAAAAAAAUUAGAUAAAGCGAUAAAAUGAAAGAGCUUGAUUAUUUUGUUAUUAAUAAUUCAGAGGAUGUUAGGCCAUAUAGGAUACUAUUGCAUGAAAAAAAAUGA
Paramecium octaurelia is the source of this 1542-nucleotide messenger RNA. NCBI's taxonomy places the organism in Eukaryota, Ciliophora, Oligohymenophorea, Peniculida, Parameciidae. The record is from the annotation of a GenBank genome assembly.